AUGAGGACGAUAAAAUACGAAGCGGUACUGGAUAACGCAACCGAGUGUCCCCAUCCGGAUCCCCCGUACGCAAAGAAGAGGAGUUUUAUUUCCACGUUCACCAUCCGCAAGAUAAAGAAGAGGACGGUACUUAGCGGCCAACACAGGGUGCUGGCAGAGAUUCCUUUCACAAACUUGAGCAUUAACACAUAUAAAAUGGAGGCUGGAAAAAUGCAGCUGAUUAUUCGUUUCGAUAAGAUCGACUGCCGCAGUUGGAUGGGAAGAAUGUUCAUGGCUGGUUCAGACAUUCCGUAUUCGAGAAAAACCUGCCAAAUUCAAAAGGGUUUAUAUAUUAUCAAGGAUUUCGACAUCAACAAGGCAUCGCACUCUAUGCCACACUGGAAGGCCGUGGGUUCAUUCCUGUAUCGAACGCAGAUAGUUCAUAAUGCGUCUACUGUUCUGUGCCUAGAUAUAAUGGCCACAUUUAAAGAAUUAUAGUUUCUGUCAGACACGCUGUUUGGUAUUACACGCACCCAUGCUCUGUCGCACUCACCACUGCACCACGCUUUAACCCUUCUCAAUUACAUACUGGCCAGCGACAGCAAACUGGAUAUGUUUCACAGCACGGAGUCGCAAUUCCUUGCGAUCAGCGCCCGUCACUUUGGGAGUCUAUAACUACUCCAAGUUCAAUCCACGUGUGAGUACCUACUAUAUUAUGUACUUUAUGUUCCGCCACACUAUUUUAUAUAAGUGUACCAGGAUUAUUCAUGUUUAUACCCUCCUGUACGAUUGACAUGUUUAGCUAGGCUGUUAAUGUUAAUUUAAGGA
Molecule: messenger RNA, 807 nt
Organism: Leguminivora glycinivorella
Lineage: Eukaryota; Metazoa; Arthropoda; Insecta; Lepidoptera; Tortricidae
Exons: 4
Coding region: 1-477 (158 amino acids)
Source: RefSeq, a predicted model, not a curated record